Messenger RNA from Sciurus carolinensis (gray squirrel), 5992 nucleotides. RefSeq names its product potassium two pore domain channel subfamily K member 12 (gene Kcnk12). Lineage: Eukaryota; Metazoa; Chordata; Mammalia; Rodentia; Sciuridae. The record is from RefSeq and is a predicted model, not a curated record. Gene Ontology annotation, biological process: potassium ion transmembrane transport; stabilization of membrane potential. Gene Ontology annotation, molecular function: potassium ion leak channel activity. The coding region runs from base 609 to 1901 and encodes 430 amino acids. The transcript has 2 exons. Gene Ontology annotation, cellular component: membrane.
GCUCUUCGGCUGGAGCUGGGAAGGGAGCGCUUCCCCGGACUCCGCUCAGCUCUGAGGCUCGGAAGCCGUCGCCGCCAGCGCAGCCCCGGGGGCGGGAGCAGAACUGCCCGCGCAGCCUGCGCCUAGGAGCCACCGAAUCCAGAAAGCCUCAUGGGACGCCCCUGGGGGCUAUUUCCGCGCCCUGCGACCGCGUCCCCGUCCUAGGCACCCAGGCUCCACCGCCCGCCCGGCGCACAGUCCGCGGCCUGUCUGGAGAGGAGUAUGAGGCCCGGGGCCCCGGGGACGCCGGCCACAGGGCGGCAGGGGCCUAGCAGCGGAGUCCCGCGCCCAGGGGCGGCGGGUAAGGAGCCGCGGGAGCCGGUGAGGCGUCGGGGCGCGGAAAGGAGCGCCCCAGUCCGGGUGCCCGCUGGGCCGCGGAACCCGUGCGUGGCCUGAGCGCCCGGGAGAAGGCGGAGGCGCCCGGCCGUCCGGAAUCUGGGAACGCUGCAAAGGGGCUCCGCGGCGGCCCCCGACUCCUGGCCACCAUCCUCGCGCUUCUGUUCCUGCGGGGGGGAUGUCGCGGCCCGGGCUCCAAGCGCCGCCCCGGCCCCGGGGCUGAGCUCCGGACCAUGUCCUCCCGCAGCCCCCGACCCCCUCCCCGUCGCUGUCGCCGCCGCCUGCCGCGCCCCUCCUGCUGCUGCUGCUGCUGCCGCCGUUCGCACCUCAACGAGGACACCGGUCGCUUCGUGCUGCUGGCGGCGCUCAUCGGCCUAUACCUGGUAGCGGGCGCCACAGUCUUCUCCGCGCUGGAGAGCCCUGGCGAAGCGGAGGCGCGGGCGCGCUGGGGCGCCACGCUGCGCAACUUCAGCGCGGCGCACGGCGUGGCGGAACCAGAGCUGCGCGCCUUCCUCCGGCACUACGAGGCGGCCCUGGCCGCGGGUGUCCGAGCCGACGCGCUGCGCCCGCGCUGGGACUUCCCGGGCGCCUUCUACUUCGUGGGCACCGUGGUGUCGACCAUAGGUUUCGGCAUGACCACCCCUGCAACAGUGGGUGGGAAGGCCUUCCUCAUCGCCUACGGGCUCUUUGGCUGCGCGGGGACCAUCCUUUUCUUCAACCUCUUUCUGGAGCGCAUCAUCUCGCUGCUGGCCUUCAUCAUGCGCACGUGCAGGGAGCGCCAGCUGCGCCGCAGCGGCCUGCUGCCCGCCACCUUCCGCCGCGGCUCGGCGCUCUCGGAGGCCGACAGCCUGGCGGGCUGGAAGCCCUCAGUGUACCACGUGCUGCUCAUCCUGGGCCUGUUCGCCGUGCUGCUGUCGUGCUGCGCCUCGGCCAUGUACACCAGCGUGGAGGGCUGGGACUACGUGGACUCGCUCUACUUCUGCUUCGUCACCUUCAGCACCAUCGGCUUCGGGGACCUGGUGAGCAGCCAGCACGCCGCCUACCGGAACCAGGGGCUCUACCGCCUGGGCAACUUCCUCUUCAUCCUUCUCGGCGUGUGCUGCAUCUACUCCCUCUUCAACGUCAUCUCCAUCCUCAUCAAGCAGGUGCUCAACUGGAUGCUGCGUAAGCUGAGCUGCCGCUGCUGCGCGCACUGCUGCCCGGCGCCCGGCGCGCCCCUGGCCCGGCGCAACGCUAUCACACCCGGCUCGCGGCUGCGUCGCCGCCUGGCCGCGCUCGGCGCAGACCCCGCGGCCCGCGACAGCGAUACCGAGGGCCGUCGCCUGUCGGGCGAGCUUAUCUCCAUGCGCGAUCUCACGGCCUCCAACAAAGUGUCGCUGGCGCUGCUGCAGAAGCAGCUGUCCGAGACGGCCAACGGCUACCCGCGCAGCGUGUGCGUCAACACGCGCCAGAACGGCUUCUCAGGCGGCGUGGGCGCGUUGGGCAUCAUGAACAACCGGCUGGCGGAGACCAGCGCCUCCAGGUAGAACACCCGCCCGCCCGCCAGCGCCGUGGACCCUCCCCAGGCUGCGGGCCGCCGGGCGUGAUUUGCUUCACUUCUCUCAGAGCUGGCGCUUUCUUAAUCUUUAUCCAAUAAAAUGAAACCAAAAAAAUUUAUUUUUUAAAAAAGAAAUACUAUUUGGCCAGGCCUGAUGUUAUCAAGGGCAGGUUUUGGGGGAGCCUGUGUCCCUUGUGAGUCCCCUCUUGGAGAACCGUGGCCCCCAGAGAUUUUUCUCCAGGGAGGAAAAAAAAUGGCACCCCAGACCCCCUCAUCCAGUGCACACUGCAGCAAGGAGAAUGCCAUUCCCGGGGUCUGCAGACCGGCACUAAACCCUUCCCCAUGCACAUAAGCAGCUGGCAACCCCAAAGCAUAUGGUGCAGCUUUUCAUGGCUCCGAAUUACCUCCUCAGCAUUUAGAAUCCUGGCCCAGCCUAGCAGCUUCCUUCUGGUCGUCAGAAGUGAUAUAGUCACAGUUUUGACAGGUGGGGGUGGGGAGAGCCAUAUGUUGCCUCCCCAUGUAUAUAUAUAGAACAGCCACUACACACUGAGAAUGGUGUAGUAUUAUGCAAUGAGAUGAAACAUAGCACAACUUGCAGACUGUGGCAUUUCCCCCAGAUUUGGAAAUUGCAAAUGGUAAGGGGCUUAGUUGGCCUUUCUCAGCCUGGAGUUAGUCCACUUAGCACAGCACACCGGGCAGCUACUUCUAAUGGUGGUGCAGCCAGGGUGGGCUGCAGGAGGGGAGCUCAGGCUGCAGGAACCCUGCUCUGCUUUAACCUGCAGAUCUCCAAGGCACAUCUUAAGUCCCCCAACCCUCCUUUCAUUCACAAGCUUCAUCCACAUAUAGGAAUGCUCUUCAUUAUUAACCAAGAAUAUCUGACUCUUCGCAGACAAGAUUCGUUGUUGUUGUCAUCAUUUUCUUCUUUUUUUAACAACUGUUGACAGUUUGACAUUUUACCAUUAUUAGAGAGCCUGUUGGUGCAGAGCAUGGCCCCCUAGCUGCCCCUCCUCCUCCCAAGUCAGGGCUCUGCCAGCUACGCCCUUGGGAACCCAGGGCCUGUGCCAACAUAAACCCACAGUAGCCAUCCUGCAAAUGUAUUUGGGGGUUCGUAAUGGCAGGGUUCUAUUCAAAAUCCUGAGUGCUCCUCAAUAAUCAAGUCAGUUUUUGUUUUUGUUUUUUUCAUGUACAGUCUUCAUUGAAGGUGGAGGAAGACAGGGGGAAUCCAUGGAUUGGAGUAAUUUUUGGAUUAAAGUUAUGGGGCUGGGGAUACAGCUCAGUUGGUAGAGUGCUUGCCUGUCAAGCACAAGGCCCUGGGUUCAAUCCCCAGCACCGGGAGAAAAAAAAAAAAAAAAAAAAAAAGAAGUUAUGAUCUGGAUGAUCCUCAAGCUGAGGGACAGAUUCUCCCAGAAGAGCCCUCUGUCUACCCAGGCUUCAUUGAAAGGAUGGUGGCUUGGGCUGUAUACUACUUCUGAUGGGAAAUCUUAGAAAAGCACCACCUCACCACCAGCUCCAGAGAUGCUAUGACAUCUCCCUCCCUGGCAAAAGGUACAGACACUUGUACACACAUACCUACACCCAAACAUGCACACGUGCACACUCAUGUAUACACAGCAUUAAGAAUCAUGUUAAUUAUCAAACUCCUUUCUCCUCUUCCAGUUUAUGGUAAAAAGGGAAAAAAAUUAGCUAGGAUCUUAGUGAGUGACUCUCCAGUUACUUUGGGUAAUUUCUAAUUUGGGUUGGGAUUGGUUUUUAAAACACGGUACUUAAUCUGAGCUGAAACCAAUGAGGUAUGGCUGGCCAGGAGAGGAGUGAGUCUUGCUAAAUCCUGAGGGGUAAGCGCCUCCAAGAACCCAGCUUCCAGGAUUCACCAUGAUUGUCUGGUCAGGCCUGUGAGCACCCAUCUGAAUGCUGGCUGCAUUCAUAGAAGGGGACUGCAUGUGCUCAGAGGCACAUGUCUAGCAGGACAUGGAAAUAAAGUGCCAGGUUCAUCUCUUUUAAAGAAAAAACCAUUAAAAGGCAUCCAAUUAGAGAUGUCACCUAGGCAACGGGAAAUAACUUGGAGAUCUGAGCUAUCCAGAGAAGGAAGUAAAGAUCCCCAUGGUAGAGGCAACUGGACAUGAGGACUCAAUCUACAGGCAAAAUAAUUGCCUAUGUAGUGGAAGGCAGCCCAGUCACCAAGUCUCCAACCCAGCGACCAGUGCACAGCCCUGAUGGAAUCCUGCCCCUUCUGGAGGGACCAGGAACUGCCUCCAGAGAAGAGAAAUACAAAACAUUCCUUGGCAAUCUCCUCUGUCAAUAGCGCUUCCUACAGUCUAUCCUAAGUUGCUUAUGUUACAACCUUAGCUGUUUUCACUUCCUUUCCUAUGCUUUGGCUUUGGAGGGAGGCAAUUGGGGGCAGCUGAGCAAAUAUGUAAAGGAGCCAUAAGCCUCACAUCUUCCCAGAGAAACAUUAAUCCUCCAAGGUACAGUAGUAGCUCAGGAUCCAGGGCCACGUGUGCAUUUUCCCUCAAGCCCCCAUCCCUUGACCCCAAUCUCAGUGACAUUGGAUGAUAUAGCACAAUGUCGUCCUUCCCUUCAAAAGGCUCAGGGCUGCUGCCUUGAAAAGCUGGGUCAGAGGACUUGAUAGAGCAUUAGACAUACCCCUAAAGGACGAGCAGUUAAAUAUCCUGCUUGAGGUCCUACACUGAGAAGCAGGGAUGGGAUGGAGUCUUCACAUCAUUUCAGGAACAAUGACGUUGAUAGGGACCCCUUUCCUUCAUGCAGUUUCCAACCUUGGGCUGAGAAGGGCUCUAUUCUGCCAGAUGCCAAGGGCUCUCACGCCCCACAGCUCACUGCAAUCUGCAACUUGCACAGGCUCUGGGAACUGUUCCUAACCUCAGGCUCACACUCACCCAUCUCAGGCUGGACUGUGGGGCUCCGCUCAAGGCAGCAUGACUCCGAGAAGCCCUUGCCAUUCAGCUGUGGCCAUGCAGAAGCCAGGUCUUGGUACUGGGCCCUCUCAGAGUUGAGCAGGCAGGUUAAGAAGCCACCAAGGUGCACCUGUUGCUAAAGGUGAGUGAUCAGAUUCCUUCAUUCUCUGAGUGAAGUCAGAGGCCCAGGCCUGGUGAAGGAGUCCUAAAGGCUCAGGGAGUCUCAGCCCUCAGCCUGUGGAAAAAGUCAGACAGCCCUGGGCAUUCAAACAGCAUCAUGCACACGUGCACCCGCACACACAUCAAUCAGCCUUACAAAGAGCUAUUAGCCCUUCUCUGCAAGGAAAAGUCAGUCUGGGCUGCUUUAAGAAGAAAGAUUGCUCAUGUUUGAUUCCCUAGAGAUCUGCUAGGGCCUGGAAAGCCCUCUCUACCUUGGCGGAGCUUUAUGUACCAUGUGCAUGUGUUUGUUUUACACAGAAGCCAGCAUCCAAAACCAAGCCGCGUCCUGAGCAGCAGUUGACCCGAAGUCUCCAUCCCUCAGGCCGUCCAGCAGAGCCCUCCUCCUGCAGGCUCUGGGGUGAAGGGUGGCUGAGCCCCGCUGGGGAACGGAGGCAGAAGACAGUCCACCGAGGCCGCGGAGGAGCUGUGGGCCAUGCAGUUUCAUCUUACUGUAACCUUUUACACUAAAAAAUAAAAAGCACAAUUCCACAUCAUCGCCUGGAAAGCACAUCCAGACUGCGGCUUAGGGCAGCUGCAGGGCUCUGUUUGCUGCAGCAGUUGAAUAACCCUGGCCUUGGAAACUCAGAAACCUCCUCCUAAGGGGUAGAGGGGCUAACGAAGCCAUUCCUGACUCCCGGCGGGCUGGGCAGUGUGGACUUGGGGUCUGGACUCUUGCCCCUGAAGCAGCUCUGUCACCUUUAGGCACCCCAGGGUGUGACAUCACUCGAUGCCAAGCCAGCCAUGAGAGGUCUGCACUGGCCCCUUUCCUUUCCUCCCAAGGGAAGCUGCCCCUGCUUUACAACUCAUUUUCUAUGCUACUCAGUCUCUCAGGAGGGGGGUGGAGCAUGCAGGGCUUCUUCGACAACACGUUUCUUUUUCUGAGCGGCACUUCAAGAGAGGACUUGAAGGGUGUUUAAAUUAACAAUGAAUAAAAUGCAGCCUGCCACCCCUG